Messenger RNA from Penicillium vulpinum, 2325 nucleotides. RefSeq lists its product as uncharacterized. NCBI's taxonomy places the organism in Eukaryota, Fungi, Ascomycota, Eurotiomycetes, Eurotiales, Aspergillaceae. The record is from RefSeq and is a predicted model, not a curated record. The annotation marks the transcript as partial. The transcript has 19 exons.
CGAGUAAACGCCGCUGAUAUAAUAACUGAUCAACCGAGCCGCUACCUACACCUCUAUUUCUCCACUGGUUCUAUACAGUGCCUUUAUAGUCAACAUCGAUUAAAGGCCGGAGAACACUAUUUACCCCUUAUCGAUAAAUAUUCUAACGAGAGAGUUCUAAGCGAUAGUGAGAUUUACCUAAAAGUUCGGCAAUAUCGAUAUAAAGCAAAUUCACACUUCGAAAAUCGAUGGUUAGCGCGGCUGUCAGAUAACAAAGCUAGACGGCUUCGCGGACUUAAGUCUUAUCCGAGCGCUCUAGCUAUUUACUGCGAUAAGUCUUCACUCGUAGGACACGAUCGUGCUAAGAUACUCAAAGUUAACCCUUAUACGGUGGAAAUAUUAGUCUCCUCGAAGGAUAGAACCACCGUGAAAGGUCUUAUACACAGUGGCGAAGUCUUUUUAAACUUCACAGUAUCCGAGCGGACCUCAAUUUGGAAGCGAUUAAAGAGGACAGAGGGUAUAAUUCUAUCCCUAUAUACGUUUUUUAAAGAUCUCUGGUACCUAGAAUUAUACGCGAACUGUAUUAAACGGCUUAUUAUACCUUCUAGGUUAUUCCCUACGAUUAGAGGCGCUACGCGUUUCGAUCUUACUCGCACUCCUAGGGGGACCCAGCGGAACUUAGAUAUCGAUAACUAUAGCUCUAUACUAUACGUCACUACCCGAAGUUAUCCAAAAAGCCUUAGAAGAAAAGUCCUACGGCGAAGCCUAAUUCUUAUUCAGCAGUCGCUAGAUCGUCACCGAGUGCUUCUUAAGGGCCUGGGAGGGAAUUCAAGAAGGAAUCUCGAUAUAGAUAUCCGCAAACCGAAGCCUAACUGUAAGAUUGUCAAUUCCUUUUUAUCGACUAACUCUAUGGUGAUUCCCUCCAAAGGGAACGAAAAGCUACUUCUACUUUAUAAGCUGUCAAUACCCCGUAAAAACAACGACACAGCGGGUAGAUCUCUAACUCCAGACUUACCAAUAUCCCCGCUUUUUAUUCCGAGCAAUAGUUCGCCAGCGGUAACGUUUGAAAGAUACACGCCGAGGGAGACGUCAGCAGAACAACGACAGCAGCGAAGACACCGAUUAUCAUAUACCGACCGUUAUUAUAGCAAGGAAACCGCGCGUAUUGAUUCGGAAGGUAGCCGGAUAGGAGAGGUAGUGGAACCAGUAUCCAAGAUAGAAUUUAGGUUCGUUGGAAGUAGGGGUAUAAUAAGUCAAAAUAAGCAGGGUCGUCUUUAUAUAGAACCAGCCGAAGCCGAUAAACUGGAGUACAGCGAGAUUAUUAAGGGGGGUUAUAGUUUCGGCGACGGUAAAGAAUCAGAAGAUAGUUACGCUGGAUUUAGGUUUGUUCCCUCGAGACCUCCCUCGCCUUCUGUUGGGUCAAGGUAUACCUCCACGGAACUACAAUCACCAGGAGAGUUUCGUUUGAUAUCUAUAGCCUCUCUACCACUACACCCAGAUAUAAAUUCGUAUAAGAGGCAACAACACCCCCUCGCCGCUAGAUUUGAAGAUCACGACUCUAUAGCACCAAUAGGCAAGGAAAACAAAAUCCUCUCGGCAGAAACAGCAGCGCAGCUUUCUUUAUCGGAAGAAGUUGAAAAAGCACUGGCAAUUUUAGAAGGACGUAGGGCAUCGGAGAUAAUAUCGGGCCCCUCUAGGAUUGUGGGCACUAAAAGUGCGGCGCUGCGAGAGAUCGCUAAAUUCAAACUAUAUAACCGCACGCAACGGCGCCAACAAACCCGGAACUCUGGAGCACCGGAAGAAAGAUCAGGCUCAGUCGAUCAAAACUCAGAACACUAUAGAAUAAGGAAUAUCCGAUCGGAACAGGAAGAACGGUCGUCUAAGUCUGUACCACUAGACGCUUCGCCGGAGGUCUAUAUUAUAGCCGAUACUACGCAGAAGGACACUCUAGUAGAGCGCCCCUCUUCGUCACUACAACGAGAGUCUCCUGCGCAGACUGAUACGCGCACACCAAUAGAAAUAGCUAGUUACCCGAGGAAUAAGACGAGUCUCGUGAGCGAGGAGAAGGAGCCAGCGAUACAGCCAAUGACAAUUAAGUUCCGUGUAUAUAAUAAACACGGCGACUGGAAUCGCUUAGUCCACCAAAUAGUGGUCGAUCUAUCUGACCCCUCUCCUGUUAGGCGAAUAGCGUCCAAAAACGCGCGAGAACCGAUUGAGGAUAGCACGAACACGAUAUUUAUAACAUUCGGCGACGAUCUGGUUGUGAGUGAAGAGGCGGUGAAUUCGAUCGCACGAGUAAUUGAACCCGGUAGUGAUAAUAAUCGGCCGAUAAAACGCCGGUAUUAG